This is a messenger RNA of Chrysoperla carnea, 4348 nucleotides long. RefSeq lists its product as uncharacterized. The transcript has 9 exons. Gene Ontology annotation, molecular function: protein kinase binding. Bases 73 to 4092 code for a protein of 1339 amino acids. The record is from RefSeq and is a predicted model, not a curated record. NCBI's taxonomy places the organism in Eukaryota, Metazoa, Arthropoda, Insecta, Neuroptera, Chrysopidae. Gene Ontology annotation, biological process: neuromuscular junction development; positive regulation of protein tyrosine kinase activity.
UUGAUUGAGAUAAUAUGUAUACUAAUUGUUGUGUGUAAAUUGAAUUGUGAAUUUUUUAUUUAAUUGUUAAUUAUGGUGGAUACUAAUUCAAUUAUUGAAGGGACUGUGAAGUUUCGUGAUGGGAAAAAGUGGAAAUCCCGAUGGUGUGUUAUGCGAAAAUUAUCUCCAGUUGCAGAUUGCCUUCAUUUACAAUUGUAUCGUGACUCAAAAGAUCGUUACAAACAAGGACAAACAAAAGCAUCACUGUCCCUUCAACAUUUUUUGGGAAUUGAAUCUGGUUUCACAUUAGAUAAAGAAAGUAAUACAAUAGCAAUUAUUUGCCAAGAUGUGAUUGUUGUAUUAGCAUUUGAUACCAGAGAACGACUGAUACAAUGGCAGGUGAAAAUAUCAACGAAUUUGGGUGAAGAUUUGCAGUAUUUAAUAUUAAUUUCAACUGCUCCGUCAAAGGCGAAAUUACCAAGUGGACCAGCCAGAAUGCAUGUGCAAGAUUAUAAAUUUUGUUUAACUACUGGUGUUCCACCACGGUUAGCUGGUGUUUGGGAAAUUGGCCAUUUAAGGCGUUAUGGUGUUGUGGAAGGUAGAUUUUGUUUUGAAGGAGGUUCUAGAUGUGGUAAAGGUGAAGGUUUAUAUGUUUUGGUCACAGAUCUAGGAGGUGAAAUUACACAAACAUUACAAUUAGCCGUUCAAGGAAAAUUAUCUACUAAGAGGCGUCCAGUUUCCCGAAAAAUGUCAGCUAUGGAUAGUCCUCGAAAACAGUUGCAUCCACGUUCAGAAACAAGAAAUAGUGAUAUUAGUUGCUUGGACGCGUUCAAUACUAAUCAACAGCUUUCAAAUGUUAUAAAUAAUCCAAAUGCGGAUAUGUCCAGAAGCUUGUACUCACAUGAUGAUUCAUGCCAGUGUCACACUUCGUUACAUGCUUGCAUGCAACACAAUGAUGACUUAAUCUGCGCGUGUCAUCGAACUAGUUCACCAUUCAAUUGGUCCACUGAAUCUCACAGUGGAGUCCAUCAACAUUCAAAUGCCGAUUUAGAUUCCAAUUAUGGCUGUGGUGAUACUGUAUCUGUGAGUGAAAUGCAUGAUAUUGUUCACAGUGAAACUUGGAUAGCAUCAGACAAUCAUGGUCGUAAUGAGUUAGGCCAGCCUUCGUUAGAAAGAUGUAUGAGUUGUAUUUCAAAAUUAGGUGCACCAUCAAUGUCUCGUUCAUCAACAGCCACAGUUAGUGGUACACCUUGUACCAACGGUCCACUUUUUAAUCCAGCUUGGACAAUGGAAAAUUCACAGGUACCAACUUGUACUCAUCGUGCGCCCCCAAUAGGGAAUACGAGUGAUAGAAUGUCUGUAUGUUCAUCACAUGGAAGCAGCAGUGGAAAUUCAGAAUAUUCUGUCCCAAGGCAAUGUUUACAUGGAAAUGAUACAACUAGGAAUAUUUCUUCACCAACACCACCUAGUGUUCCACCUAAAAGUCCGAAAAAUAUUCAACACCCACUGACACUAGCAACAACUGUACAGCCAUGCCAAUGUCCACCUUCACGUCCGCCGAAACCACCACAGUUAUCGAAUUCAGCAAAUAAUUCUCCAAUUAAAAAGAAAAUUCGGAAAUUACCAAUGCCACUGCCUAUUACUACACCUUUAAAGCCUGCUAAUCCAACCUGUUCAUGUCAAUUUGGAAAUAUUCAAGAAAGUAUUAAUCAACAUGUAGGACCUUAUGAAAAUUACGAUAUACCAAAAACACCUUUAUUAGUUGAACCAAAAAAUAAUGAAUCUGUAGUAGUUCACCAACCGUCGUCUAGCAUUAACCCGGAAGAAAAUUAUGAUACACCAAAGAAAAUAAUGGAAUGCUUAGCUUCUGAUCAACAGGGUAUGAAUAACACUUUGCCAUCCGUUCAAACGAUGAGUAUUCGAAAACCAUGUGGAUGUAUUUUGAAAUUUAACAAAAAGACAAUGCCAUUAACUGAAUCAAAAUUACUUGAACAUCCUGACGAAGCACGCAGUGAUUGUCCAUGUCGGCGUGUUACACCAAUGUGUUGGCCAGGAAAUUGGAUGACAAUACCAUAUUGUCGUCGUGGAAAUGGAAUGGAGAAUACCAGUUUGCCAAUCACAAAUCAAAUAGUGCCUGAGAAUAAAUCGGAAACAAUGGCAAUUUAUGCCACAGUAGAUAAAUCAAAGAAAACAAAUCGUAAACCUCAAGAAUUAUGUAUGUGUCCUGAAAAUGGUGGAAACUAUGCUAACAUAGAACCACUACUUCCACCUAAAGAAAAUAAAGAAAAUAUAUCCAAUACUACACCAACAACACCAGCAGCUUCUUUUGAAAAUUACGAAAAUAUAGAUUUUGCUCAAUCUUUAGAACAUUAUGAAAAUGCAAAACAGUUACUUCAAAAAGCUGGUAUCACACAGGAAGAGUUAGACCGUUUAGAAAUAGAAAUGAAACCAGAUAAUCAGCAACAUGCCACAAAUAUUUCUGGUCCUAAAUUAUGUCAUAAAUGUGGCCAUGCUAGCACGAAAGUUUUAGAAAACGAAUCUUUACAGUCCGAAUUAGAAAUAUCUCAAGGUGCAAGCAUGGAUAAACUAGACGAUUACUUAAUGAUGGAGCCUGGUAAAAGCAAUCAACCACCACCCGAAAGUGUACAAAAACCUCAACCAGAACAACACCCGUUCCCUGGAUAUAUACCAAUGUCUCCAAUUACUAAUACGAAUAAUGACAAAGUUGAAAAUAGUGAUUUGCUGAAACAUUGCGUCAAUCGGUUGUUAGGAGAAAAAUCAUCCAGUAAUCCCAGUUUAGUGGGCCCUCCUGUGGAUCGAAGUAGAAAAAGGUCGGAAUCUGAUAUGCGAAUAUCAGGUGCCGCUAUGUUAAUGCAUCACCAUGUUGGAAAUAGUCCGUAUAAUAGAAAACAAAUUAUGGAUUCAAGUGAUUGUAUAGAAAGUUGUCGAAAAUCUUCUCUUAUUGCUCGUAAACGUUCAAGUUCGGCGGAUUCUAGUCGAUAUGUAGAGGAAGAUCCAGACGAUUUAGAUAAUAGCUUAACUACUAGUCGUACAACUUCCCCUUCCACUGAGACGUUGCGGAAAUCAUCGUUGUCCUCAUUAACGAAUAACGAUUCUACUCAAAUAGAGCAUAGACUUUCGUCCCCUUGUUUACAUCAAGAAACCGAGCCUUGUUAUAGUGAAGAAUACUGUCGAAAACUUAGUAUAGACGUUAAUUCAAAUGAGACUGAAGGUGAAGAUAAUAGUAGUUUAACCAGUGAUUCUUUGCGAACACAAGUUACAUCUCACCCACAAACAGUUAAUAUAAGAAGAUCGUCUAGUGUUCCAUGUAAAUCAGGACAAAAUAGAGAUUCAAGCAGCUCCAAUGAUUCAGGUGUAUCGACCGGUUCAUUAAAACAUCGAGGGGCUGAUUUUGCAGAGUUUGAAUUGCCGUUAACUACAUCGAUGUCAAGUCGACGACAUCAUCAUUAUGCACAACGACUUAUGAUUGCUCCAACAAACUGCCUACACUCAUCAUUGCCAAGAAGAUCGAAAUCUUCAGACCCUCUCAGGGAAUUAACGUUCCAAUUCCAAAAAAUUAAAAUUCCGGCCAAAUCUUCUUCAGCCGAGGCAGAAGUUCCAAUUUUCUCAACCAAAGGCUUAAAAGGUUUCAGUAGUCCUGCUGAUAGUAGUUCGAUGGGACCACCAUAUAUCGAUUCUCGCAGCACCAGUAGUGGUACUUCAGAUAUGUCAGAUUAUAUAGAAACUUUAUCCCUGUCUUCCCACAGCUCGUCUGAUGCAGCAGAUCUCAGACUAAUUAGACAGCCAACAACAACAUUAAGACCACGAUCCGGAAAAGAAUAUCAUAGUUUAGAUCGUUCAAUAUUAGUAGGGCAACAUGGACUUAUAUUAGAUGGAACAAUGAAACUGCAAGCUUGCGGUACAACCCGCGGCCAUGGAAUUUCAAGAGAUCCAAAUGCUUCGUACGCCAAUAUAACUCCAGUUCCUGAAAAAUCGGAGUCACCGAGUCCUGGUUAUAUGAGUGGUUCAUCCCCGGGACAAGAAACUGCAACUACAGUCCCGCAAACACUCCUACCAGGUGCAUCUCACUUCAGUUUUCAGAAAACCCAAUAAAUUCGGUUCUUACAAAUCAGAAGAAAAUUACAACGAAUCAAUAAAAAUUUUUUUAUUAAUAUUACCACAAUUUUGAAAAAUUCUAGUCAAAGCUAAAAAGAAAAACAUUUAAAAUCGUAGAUAAUUUUAAUAAAAUAGCUUUUAAUUUAAAUUUUAUUUAACAUAAACCAGCGGCCUACUUUUAAAACAAUGAGCUCGUCGUUCUUACGACAAAUUGAAGCACCCCGAGAUUUAAAUAAAAACACGCCAUAUAAUU